Hevea brasiliensis (rubber tree) is the source of this 3615-nucleotide messenger RNA. RefSeq lists its product as uncharacterized. The record is from RefSeq and is a predicted model, not a curated record. NCBI's taxonomy places the organism in Eukaryota, Viridiplantae, Streptophyta, Magnoliopsida, Malpighiales, Euphorbiaceae. Gene Ontology annotation, molecular function: protein dimerization activity; DNA binding. Bases 691 to 3420 code for a protein of 909 amino acids. The transcript is spliced from 6 exons.
AAUAAGGUUAGGCUAGCGUUGAACAGAAAAAUUGGUGGUCGAGUUGAGGCAUAACCACUCGCGACUCGCGAUUCUAACACAGCCGAUCCCUCGUCUCGUUCUUCCCACACUCGUCAAUUUCUUUCCUUUCUCCAUUUUCCCUCCAAUCUUUGCCCUAAGAAAAGCUCCACAAUUUCUUUUCUAAAUUUUCGAUUUUCAAAAUCAAAUGCCAAUCAUUUUGUGGCAAAUUUAUCUAUUGGGUCUUCGAUUCGAUUCUCUGAUUCUAAGUUCUUCCCCACGCCUCAUCAGGUAUGCAAAGAAACUGUAUUUCUUUCGCUUUCUCUUAAUUAUAUCAAAAUCCAGUCUCUAUUGUUCUGCUAUUGCAAUUGAUUGUUAACCAUUUUCCCACGAUAAAAGUUACCAACUUUUUCUCUUCCUUUUAAUGUUAGAAGCUAACUGGUUAGGAUACAAUCUGCUGCUUUCAAUAAUUCAAUUUUACCUGAGAAUCAGAAUUCUAAACUAAUUGUAUUUGCACCAAAUGUCUAUAAAUUUGUGUUGGCCAUCAAUUUCUUCAUGUUUGACGCACAUUAUGUAACAUAACAUUUGCCUACCAACUUCAACACAAGGAACUACUUCUCAACAACUUUUGCUGGCCUUUCUCUUGAGUGGUGAUGAUUAUGCUCAAAUACUUAAUGCAGCAAACUCUCCUGAAUGGUUGAACUGAUGGCCCCACUCCGCUCCUCUGGAAUUGUUGAUCCGGGAUGGGAGCAUGGUGUUGCUCAAGAUGAGAGGAAGAAGAAGGUCAAAUGCAACUAUUGUGGAAAGGUAGUUAGUGGUGGGAUAUUUAGGUUAAAGCAACAUUUAGCUCGAGUGUCUGGAGAAGUCACUUAUUGUGAUAAAGCUCCAGAGGAAGUGUACCUUAGAAUGAAAGAAAAUUUGGAAGGAAGCCGUUCCAAUAAUAAGAAGGGAAAACAAUCUCAAGAUGAUGGACAGGCUUAUUUGAAUUUCCAAUACGAUGAUGAAGAAGACCAUGAACAUCAUGUUGGCUUUAAAGGCAAAGGGAAACACUUGAUUGGUGAUACAAACUUGAUGUUAAAUUUGACCCCCAUACGGUCGCUAGGAUAUGUUGACCCUGGGUGGGAUCAUGGUGUUGCUCAGGAUGAGAGGAAGAAAAAGGUCAAGUGUAAUUAUUGUGAUAAAGUUGUUAGUGGAGGUAUCAACCGAUUUAAACAGCACCUAGCCAGAAUUCCUGGCGAAGUAGCACCUUGUAAAAAUGCUCCUGAGGAAGUGUACCUUAAAAUAAAAGAAAAUAUGAAAUGGCACCGUACUGGCAGGAGACAAAGACAGAUGGAUACCAAAGCAAUAUCUGCUUUCUGUAAGCAAUCUGAUAAUGAAGAUGAAGAAGAUGAGCAAGAACAAGAUGCCCUACUUCGUAAGAGCAAGGAAAGGCUGGUAAUUGGUGAUAGAAUAUUGGGGAAUGAUUUGAGAGUGACUUACAAGGGAAUGACUUCUAGUAAUGGCUCUGAACCUUUAUUUAAAAAAUCAAGAUUGGACUCUGUUUUUCUGAAUACACCAAAUAGUAUAAUGCCACCAUCUUGCAAACAGUUAAAGAUGAAAACUAGGUCCUGCAGAAAAUCUCGCAAAGAAGUUAUUUCUGCAAUUUGCAAAUUUUUUUACCAUGCAGGAAUUCCAAUACAAGCAGCAAAUUCCCUGUACUUCCAUAAGAUGCUUGAGUUGGUUGGUCAAUAUGGACCGGGUUUGGUUGGCCCUCAGAGCCAGGUGAUAUCUGGUCGCUUCCUACAGGAGGAAAUUGCAACUAUUAAAAACUACCUAUUUGAGUACAAGGCAUCCUGGGCAAUCACUGGUUGUUCAAUAAUGGCUGAUAGUUGGAUGGAUAUUGAGGGUAGGACAUUGAUCAAUAUUUUAGUUUCUUGCCCCCAUGGCGUGUACUUUGUUGCUUCAGUUGAUGCCAGUGAUAUGCUAGAAGAUGCUUUAAGUCUGUUUAAGCUAUUGGACAAAGUAGUGGAAGACAUGGGUGAGGAAAAUGUAGUGCAGGUAAUCACUGAGAAUACUCCCAGUUUUAAGGCUGCUGGAAAGAUGCUUCAAGAGAAGAGAAACAAUUUAUUCUGGACACCAUGUGCCACCUACUGUAUUGAUCGAUUGCUUGAAGAUUUUCUGAAGAUCAAAUGCGUAGGAGAGUGCAUGGUGAAAGGCCAAAAGAUUACAAAACUCAUUUACAACUCCAUCUGGUUACUAAAUCUUAUGAAAGAAUUUACCCAGGGGCAGGAACUUCUGAGGCCAGCCACUACUCGAUUUGCCUCUAGCUUUUCAACUUUACAAAGCUUGCUGGACAAUAGGACUAGUCUAAAAAGAAUGUUUCAGUCGAGCAAAUGGACUUCCUCUAGAUUCUCCAAAUCAGAUGAAGGGAAAGAGGUAGAAAAGAUUGUAGCAACUGCUACAUUUUGGAAGAAGGUGCUGUAUGUUAGCAAAUCGGUAGAUCCAGUAAUGCAAGUGCUUCAAAAGGUUGAUAGUGGUGAAAAUCCUUCAAUGCCAUAUAUAUAUAGUGACAUGUGCAGGGCUAAGUUUACAAUCAAAUCCAUUCAUGGAGAUGAUGCACGUAAAUAUGGACCUUUCUGGAGUGUGCUGGAGAAUCACUGGAACUCGUGGUUGCACCACCCUUUAUACAUGGCUGCUUACUUCUUGAAUCCAUCAUACAGAUAUCGAUCUGAUUUUCUGGCGUCAGAGGUGAUACGUGGACUAAAUGAAUGCAUCCAUCGGCUGGAGCCAGAUAACAUGAGAAAGAUUUCUGCAUCCAAGCAAAUUUCUGAUUAUAAUUCUGCAAAAGGCGAUUUUGGAACUGAAUUGGCAAUUAGCACAAGAACAGAGCUUGACCCAGCUGCAUGGUGGCAACAACAUGGGAUAAGCUGCUUAGAGCUGCAACGAAUAGCUGUGCGCGUACUAAGUCAGACUUGCUCCUCUUUUGGGUGUGAACAUUCCUGGAGCAUAUAUGAUCAGAUCCAUAGCCAGAGGCAAAAUCGUUUUGCUCAGAAAAGAUUUGAAGACCUUGUGUUUGUUCACUACAACUUGCGACUUAGGGAAUGCCAAUUAAAGAAAAGGUCCAGCAGUUCGAUUUCCCUGGAUGGUGUGUUACUAGAACGCUUACUAAAUGACUGGAUUGUAGAAGCAGAGAAGCAACCCUUUCAAGAAGAUGAGGAAAUACUUUGCAAUGAAAAUGGAGCAACAUAUGAAGACAGAUGUGAUGAUUUGAUUGAUUAUCAUGAUGGAAUUGUGGAACCUCACAAGGGAACUCUUGAGCUUGUGACUAUGGCUGAUGUUGAACCCUUGGAUGUUAAUCCCGCAAAUGCUGGUGGCACCAGUGACGACGACAACGAUGACGAUGAAGAUGAUGAUAACUUUUUUGAUGAUAAUUUGAGUGAUUAAGUUUAGGUAUGACUCAGCUGACUUGGGAGAACAGAAGUAAAGAAUUUAGACAGUUCUUUACUGUAGUCGAUGUAAAAUUGUAGUUCAUCUGUUCUUUUUCCCCCCUACAUUGUCAAUUUGUUUUGGGGAAAUCCUUGGGAGACACAUUGAGCCUGAAUUAUCACUAUUUUGAGUGCAACGCAUAUUUCACUUGAA